Molecule: messenger RNA, 2736 nt
Organism: Didymosphaeria variabile
Lineage: Eukaryota; Fungi; Ascomycota; Dothideomycetes; Pleosporales; Didymosphaeriaceae
Gene: TPS3
Product: Trehalose-6-P synthase/phosphatase complex subunit
Exons: 4
Coding region: 1-2736 (911 amino acids)
Biological process (GO): trehalose biosynthetic process
Cellular component (GO): alpha,alpha-trehalose-phosphate synthase complex (UDP-forming); cytosol
Molecular function (GO): catalytic activity
Source: RefSeq, a predicted model, not a curated record
AUGUCCAACUUCCACGCGGCUCUGUUCCUACCCUAUACGGCGGACUUUGAGAAGCCUCAACAGUCCCAAGCCGCGAGCCCCGUCCCAACCAUACCUGUCUCCGAUCUGACUCGCAAGAACUCGAUCGGCAGCCAUGAGGAUGCUCAGAAGGGCAGUCUUCUCCGGGACAACGCGCCCGCGGGCAUCACCCUUCCUAAGACUCCAGCCGCUAUGCUCGCACAAGAGGAUUACUUCACUCCUACGCAGCCAAGCGCCACAGCCCACUUCCUCAGGCCGAACGACACCAAGACUUUAGUGCGCAGUGAUGCCCACGUUCCCGAGUGGGGAGCGGGCGGCAUGUUCUUCAACCAGCCCCGUUCCCGAGCUCUCCGUCCAGCAGACAACGUGCUAGAGUACCAAAAGAACGAGGAACGUAAGCAACACCAGCGUGAGCAGUCGCGGGAGCGGGCUCGGUCGCUAUACCAGACGAACUCGGGUAACAAGAAGAGCGAUCCCCGUUGGGAGCAGAACUACAGGAUAGUGCCUGCAAUCCAAGGCAACGGUGGUCUCACCAAUGCUGUCCGCGCAGCAGACAAUGCGGGAAGCACACAGGAUGUUAUUCACGUUGGUCUCAUAGGAUUCCCGACCGACGACAUCGACGAAAGCAAGAAGAAAGAAAUAUACGAGAAGCUCGAGGAGGAGCAUGACGCCCUUGCCGUGUACGUAAACAACAAGGACUACGAUGGACACUACGCACACUAUUGCAAGACGAUUCUGUGGCCCGUCUUUCACUACGUCAUCCCCGAUCACCCCAAGAGCAAGGCUUUCUUGGAUCACUCAUGGAAGUUCUAUGAAAAUGUGAACCAGGCGUUUGCGGACAAGAUUGUCAAGAACUACAAGCGUGGUGAUACCAUCUGGGUCCAUGACUACCACCUCUGCCUUGUACCGGCGAUGGUUAGGGAGAAGCUUCCCGACGCGAAGAUCGGCUUCUUCCUCCAUACCGCGUUCCCUUCCUCGGAGGUCUUUCGCUGUUUGGCAGCCCGUACGCAGCUGCUCGAGGGCAUGCUCGGUGCCAACCUUGUCGCGUUCCAAACUCCUGAAUACGCGUACCAUUUCCUCCAGACUUGUAGCCGUAUCCUUGCAGUCGAGGCCGUUGAUGAUGGCGUCCAGCUUGAGAAUCGCUUCGUCAACGUCUUCGCCUCGCCCAUAGGCAUAGAUCCCCAGAAACUUGCACAAGGUCGGGACGAGAAGGAGGUCCAAGACUGGAUCAAGACCCUGACGGAGCGUUACCAAGGCAAGCACGUCAUUGUUGCCCGCGACAAGUUGGACAGCAUCCGCGGAGUGCGGCAGAAGCUUCUGUCUUUCGAAGUCUUCCUAAAGAAGAACCCUGAAUGGAGGGACAAGGUUGUCUUGAUACAGGUUGCUACAUCGACACGGGAAGAUCCAGAGCUGGCUACUACCGUCUCUGAGAUUGUCACGCGUAUCGACGCUCAGUACUCCACUCUGUCUCAUAACCCGCUCGUGUUUCUCAGGCAGGAUAUCUCCUUCCAUCAAUACCUCGCUCUGUGCUCCAUCGCAGACGCCAUGGUCAUCACCAGUCUUCGUGAGGGCAUGAAUCUGAGUGCGCACGAGUUCAUCAUCUGCCAGGACGGUGCUUACAGCAACAAGAAGCAUAGUCCACUCAUCCUCAGCGAGUUUACUGGCAGCUCUUCGAUAUUCGAUGGCGCUGAGCUUGCGGUUAAUCCUUGGCACUACCAGGGCAUUGCUGAUGCUUUCAAGGUGGCUUUGGAGAUGAGCGAAGACGAGAAAGCUACGCGUUACCACAAGCUGCGCAGCAACGUGUUGCAUCACACGGGCGAGUACUGGGUGAGAAAUUUGACGGAGAAGCUGAACGCCGUCUUCGAAGAGCAGUUCCGCCGUGACACCAUGUCCAUUCCUCGUUUGUCCGCAUCAAAUCUGAUCAAGGACUAUGAGUUGACCUCCAACCGCUUGUUCAUUCUCGACUAUGAGGGAACUCUUGCCAACUAUGGGUCUGUCAAUAACACUGUCAUUACGAACGUUGAUAAGGUCAUCGACAUCCUCAGCGACAUUCUUAACGACAAGAGGAAUACGGUCUAUGUCAUGAGUGGGCGCACCGUCGAGGAACUCGAGUUAGCGUUCAACCGCCUCCCUAACCUCGGCCUCAUCGCCGAGAACGGUUGCUUCGUGCGCGAAGGUGGCUCAGAUGAGUGGGUGCAAUUUCCCGACGAGGACAAGACCCAGGCAUGGAAAAAGGCUAUCAAGGAUAUCCUCCAAUACUACGUUGAGCGUGUCGAGGGUAGCUGGGUCGAAGAACGUCAGUGCUCGCUCAUCUUCCACUAUGAGAGCGCGACCGACACUGCCAGUCGCCAAGCUGGUGAGUGUGCGAACCAGAUCAAUGAUGCCUCUGCGUCCCAGCGCGUGAGGGCCAUUCCCACCAAGGACUCCGUCAUCAUUGAGCCGGCCGAUUACGACAAGGCAACUGCUGCGCAACACAUCCUCGACAAAUAUCCCCCAUCCGAUCGUCCGGACUUCUUGUUCAUCGCUGGCAACGACCGCGAUGACGAGAUCGUCUUCAAAUGGGCCUCGGAGCUCAGGGAGAAUUCGACUGUGCGUUGUGUGAACACCGUCACCGUAGGCGAGAGGAACUCGCUCGCUUCAUCGACACUUCCUACUGGCACAACUGGCCUUCUCGGCGUUCUUACCAAGCUCUCCAAGGUCAAGACCGACCACUCUUGA